AUGAAGCUUGAUGCAGGUGGGCAUGGUCUUCAUGCCUUUUUAGUACAAUGUCAAAUAACACAUUUUGUUUGUGUACAGUGUAGUGACAAUAUAGAUAAAAUAAAUAGAACAUGCUUGGAACCCUGGCAAUUUGACUGGAAACUCAUGGGUACACUCGCAAUGGCUGCCUGGUAUUGUGAUGCAAUAAUUUCCAUGAUAUUUUGGAAUGUUCUAUCAACUGAUGCUGGAUUGCCAAGGUAAUGUAGAAUGUUCAUUCAAAUGAUGCUAACUGUUGUGGCUUAUGCAAUGGAAUGUAUUUUUUGCCAUGUCAGUUGAGUUGUCUCAACAAAUCACAGCACAGAUUGAAGGGUAAACUUCCAGCUUUUACUUUCUGGCAUGGGUCUAGGUUGAAGAUUGAGAAGGUUAAGACAAUGUAAUAUUUCCAUGCAGAAGCGUUCUGAAAUAAACAAAUUCAUUGGACCAGCACCGGAGCGAAAAUAACUGGAAGUGAAUGUUAGCAGUACAGAAAGUUUGCCAUGAAAGUGGAAAAUACACACAAUCGUAGUGAAUUUCAGCCAACUAGUCAGCAAACACAUCGCCUAACUGUUUUAAUGUCGUUCUAUUUAAAUGUCUUUCAAAUGAUCUACAGCCACUUUAUUAAUUGAUUUCCCGACCGCAUGUAAUGUUUUCAAUGCUAAUCCUGUAGUAUUAGCAAUGGCACUGGUUCAAUUAAUGUGUUUAUUUUCUAACGCUGAUGAAUUAAAUUAUAACGUUGUCUUAACCUGUAUUGUUUCGACCUAGGAAUGGGUACACUCAAAAUGGCUGCCAGUCCACCCAUUAUGCCAUCAUUGACUUGAAUGGAGAUGGCCUAUCUAUUCAUUUUAUUGCUAUUGUAGUGACACAGGAAAGCCGAGGUCACACGAAGCAAUCUGGACACAGUUGAUGUUGUUGCAUCUGGGUUGCUCCGUGUGUCACCCCCCAAACAAUAGCCUGCAACUUAGUUGCAUUGCAUCGCAAGAGAUGGAAUCAAUCCUAUUUCACGCAACUGACUUUAUACAAUGUCCAAUCAGUGAGCAGAAAAAAGUUGACAUGACUUGUCAUAUUGUUCCGUUCAGAACUUCGACCCAGUUGUCAUGUCAACACAGCUGUCAGUGCUGCUGCAAACUGCGACAAAAGAGACAUGCCAAAUGGGAAAUGCAUAAAAAAUUAUAGAUAUCAUGACUAGUCAUGUAUAUGGUCUGCCAGUCAAUAAACAUUUUAAAAAGUGAACCCAGACCUUUCUCUGUCUAGUUUCAACUGAAAUUGUCCAACAUGAACUGCAUUAUCUAGCUAGCUUAUUAGCUUGUCGCUAGCUUGGUUAGCUAUCUAGCUAGCUUGGUAAAACUUGGUUGGAAAAUAGGCAACCUUUUGCUAGCUAGGUAAAUUGUACAGCCAGCAUUUUGUCUAUGUCGAUGCUGUUACAAUUAACAAACGUUUGGAUAAACAAAUCAUUUAUGAAACCGUGAUGUAUGACAGGAUUGGAUGUUGCAUGCAAUUUCAAUUACGUUUGAAUUGCUUUGUGUAUCUGCAAACCUGCCUGAGAUGAUGUCACUUGCAACUUGCAUCUGCAACAGAAAUUGCAUCCAAAUUGCUUCGGGUGACACAGCCUUAAUAGAGGUACUGACUGAGAUGUGAUGAGGCAACCUGAAUGUGUCUUUUUGGCAGGAGUUAACAUGUACCAUCAUUUCUGUGACUUUGUCAACCUGUACAUCUCCCAGCACAUCAACAACUCCUUCAGCAGAGACAUCAACAUCCUCAUGUGGGACACGGUAAGUACAAUAUUCUGCAGCCCAUCUCCAUUUCACUGAUCUGAGACGACUGAAUAAGUGCAAGACAUAUGGUGAUGGCUUAGCUGGGCCCUCCAAUAGGCUACUUAAAGAUUCCACCAUGUUGCUGUCACCUCGCAAGCUGAAUGUUUUGUCCAAAGCUGUUUGUACAAAAAGAAGCAAGAGUAUGGUUGUUUACCAGUGUUGUGUAUCGAUGUGUUGUGUUUCACAUUUGACCACUUGCUUGCGGAGGGGAUUAAGGUGAAGCAGUAGGUGUAAAACAGAAUGAUUUAUGGGAAACCUUAUCCUGUCCAGUGUUCCCACCUCUGUCGGUGGAGGUGAAGGAUAAGGGUAAAGAAAAAGGGGGAGAGAGAGAAAAUGACAGCGAGAAGGAAAGGAAUGGCCUUUCAUCUGACAAUAGUGUUGAGCGAGGUCUGUUCGGUUUCGGUUCGCACAUUUUUGUUUUAUCACGGUUUUCGAUUUCGGUUUAGAUUAUUUUUUUAAACAUUAAAUGCACUGUGCAUUAUGUGGGUUGAAUGCUGUAACAACACAGAAUAAAACAAUAAUAUUAAGUCCCGUGAUGAUAAGUGGUGGUAGUGAUUGCCCAUUACUGCUUAUCAAUUAUUAACCAUAAAUUAUUCACAUUACUUUACUUUAAUAAAAUAUUUCAGUUGUUGUGUAUAUUACAUUUGUUUUCUUUGAUGACCUUAUUAUUUCAUUCCAAGUUAUCAUCUCAUCUAGAGAACUGCUGCCUAUGCUGUCUGACAAAAUAACUAUUUUAGUAGUUCUUCAAAGUAAAUAAGGCAUACUUUUAUGACUGCUGAAUACCAAAUAUCAAUCACUUAGAUCAUGUCUUUUCAGGUAGAGAUACUUUUGUAAAUAUAUAGUGUAUGUGGACACCCCUUCAAAUGAGUGGAUUCGGCUAUUUCAUCCACACCCGUUGCUGACCGGUGUAUAAAAUCGAGCACACAGCCAUGCAAUCUCAAUAGACAAACAUUGGCGGUAGAAUGGCCUUACUGAAGAGCUCAGUGACUUUCAAUGUGGCACCGUCAUACGAUGCCACCUUUCCAACAAGUCAGUUUGUCAAAUUUCUGCCCUGCUAGAGCUGCCCCGGUCAACUGUAAGUGCUGUUAUUGUGAAGUGGAAACCUUUAGGAGCAACAACGGCUCAGCCGCGAAGUGGUAGGCCACACAAGCUCACAGAACGGGACCACAGAGUGCUGAAGCGCGUACCGUGUAAAGAUUGUCUGUCCUCGGUUGCAACACUCACUACCGAGUUCCAAACUGCCUCUGGAAGCAACGUCAGCACAAGAACUGUUCGUCGGGAGCUUCAUGAAAUGGGUUUCCAUGGCCGAGGAGUCUAAGAUCACCAUGCGCAAUGCCAAGCGUCGGCUGGAGUGGUGUAAAGCUCGCCGCCAUUGGACUCUGGAGCAGUGGAAACGAGUUCUCUGGAGUGAUAAAUCACGCUUCACCAUCUGGCAGUCCGAAUGACGAAUCUGGGUUUGGCAUAUUCCAGGAGAACGCUACCUGCCGAAUGCAUAGUGCCAACUGGAAAGUUUGGUGGAGGAGGAAUAAUGGUCUGGGGCUGUUUUUCAUGGUUUGGGCUAGACCCCUUAGUUCCAGUGAAGGGAAAUCUUCACGCUACAGCAUACAUUGACAUUCUAGACGAUUCUGUGCUUCCAACUUUGUGACAACAGUUUGGGGAAGGCCCUUUCCUGUUUCUGCAUGACAAUGCCCCCGUGCACAAAGCCAGGUCCAUACAGAAAUGAUUUGUUGAGAUCAUUGUGGAAGAACUUGACUGGCCUGCACAGAGCCCUGGCCUCAACCCCUUCUAACAACUUUGUGAUGAAUUGGAAUGCUGACUGCGAACCAGGCCUAAUUGCCCAACAUCAGUACCCGACCUAAUUAAUGCUAUUUUAGCAAGUCCCACAGCAAUGUUCCAACAUCUAGUGGAAAGCCUUCCCAGAAGUGUGGAGGCUGUUAUAGCAGCAAAGGGGGGACCAACUCCAUAUUAAUGCCCAUGAUUUUGGAAUGAGAUGUUCGAUGAACAGGUGUCCGUGUACUUUUGGUCAUGUAGUGUACCUUGUGAAGCAACUGCUCUCAAUUCCUCUCAAUCUCACAUUCCACUAGAAGAGAGUUCUAAACCUCUCUGCCAAUAACAGCUAAUUUUCAGUUUUCCCCUCCCCUCUCAGACCACUCACAGAAAGUCUUAGCAAAAUUCUUGCUUGAUAAUUUGCUCUUUGCUAAGAAGCUAUUUUUGUUUCUUUUUGACAAUUUUAAUUUAAAACAACCACAGUAAGGUACUUAAUAGUUACCCAGAAAUUAUUUGAUAUUCAGAUAAAAUCGGGUGCAUUAGACCUUUAAACAAGUGGCUGACUGUUGGUCAAGUACAGUUCUAAUGAAACAUACACCAUAAUACAAACAGUGUUUCGUAAUACUCUCCAUGAAAUCUGAAAUUAAGUUUAGCCAGUUCGAUGAAACAACUGAAUUUCAAAGUAAUCUUUCUGAUGUAUUUUUCUUGGAUGGAUCUGUUCAGUGAGACCUGGAAGGCUUGCUCUGACUAUGACAUCAUCCAUCUAAAAACUUUUGACACUAAAAGGGUAAGAGUGUGUGUGUGGCCGUACAUGGUUGUAUAACGUAUCCAUUACCUUGAAACAGGUGUGCUUCAAAGAUGUCGUGUUCUCCCUGCUCCCCAGGAUGAGAUAUGGGUUGUUCUAUAACACACCUUUGGUUCGUAUUCUGUCUAUCUCUUUAUGUGUAAUGGAAAUAUAGAGAUAGGAUUGCGCCGCCUAUGAGGAAAUCUGAAUCCAUUUGAACUGCUUGGGAUGUCCCUGCCUUUCUGACUCCAUGCCUUUUCUAAUUUUGAUCACACAGGCUUUAUGUCCGUGUUUUCUUUUCAUGCUUCUCGCCUCAUCAUGCCGUUUUCCUUUAUCAUCUGAUAUCCAGCUUGGUCAUGACUCAAAACAUGCCAUUUGGGUCAAAUAUUUAUGCUAUGUACUCAUCAUGUCCAGCUCUUAAGUUAUUUAAAUGAUCAUUUCAAUGAGAUUUAUGUAAAGAUGGUAUCAUUUAAAUACGUAGGUCUAGGGGGUCAGCCUUGAGGUGUGAAAUAUUGAUAGGUUAGCCUCAUAUCUGAUGCCUUGGAUUGCUCCUGCUGCUUAUAUCAUGUUUAUAUUCAUGUGCUUAUAUUUAUGACUGCUGUGCUCUGGCCUGUAGGAGUGAAUCGUAGACUUGUGCUAGGCAUGGAUUUAAAUUAUGUGUCUUUCCAUGUGGGUAUGGAAUGUGUUUGGAUUUGGCAGAGUUAUAUCAAAUUACGAUUUUCACUGUGUGUGUGUACGUGCGUGUGUGUGAGGAACAUUGAGUGUGUGUGCGUGCGUGGGUCAGACAGAUAGAACUGAUGGAUUUUUCUUGGUGUGUUAAUGGCAGAUAUCUGACUGCCACAGUGAAGGGUUGUUCAGGGCCUUCUCCCAGCAUGUUCUAUAUCGACUCAGCAUUCCACAGGAUGGACCCAAGGUAAGGAAUACUUACCACACACAUGCACACACACCUUUCCUCAUUGGUCUGUAACUCACCGAUACAGGCUUUACUGGUCUUUACGACCCCAGACUAAGUACAUUUGGCUAUAUCUUUACGACCACUGAAGGCGGUUGCGAGGAUGCAGCUCAUUGUGUAUUCACGGCUGAUGCUAAGAAUAUGCUAACAGCCUUCCUGUGAGAUGGCAGUGCUUGCGAUACCGUCUCCCAGCUGAAUAAGAGGUGUGCCCGGCCCUGACCGCCUCUCAGCUCCUCUCCUCCUUUCAUCCCUCUGAUUAAUGGUUCAGGGAGACACCAGUCUGCUCCUCUCUGCCAUUGUGUUCUACUCAUCAGAAUAUCAGCUCUCCUUAUGUACACACUGCUGUUUCAUGUCAUCCAUCUAAUAUGCUUUUAUAGUUGGGUAAAUGCAUUUAUUUGGCAUUAUGUGGUGGAGUGUUCCCUCUGGGUUUCUCCUGACAGUCUGUGUGGCUUGUGAUUGACCACUUCCACAGUUUCUCUGUUUUUAGCAUUAGGAGUUGUCUUCCUCAGGCUAUUUUCAACUCAGAUGGUACAAUGCCAGUGAGACUGAAAGGGAGUUUUGUAGGACUUUUAGCCACUAGAUGGUGAUGCUGUAUAGUAUAUUUGCUCUCUCACUUGUUAUAUCAACCCUCUGUGCUGUAGCUCUAUCAUCAAACAAUAUUUGUAAAAAAUGUAGGGAGCCUGCCCCUUAUUGGUCGUGGUCGUUUUCUACAAGUACAUAACGUUGAGAUUAAGGUCCUUGAAAAGCUAUGGAUGGGUUUACAGUUUUUCUCAAUCAUGUAAAAGCAUCUCUGGGAUCUGUGUUGAAACGUGUCUAUAGCAGCAAUGAUCAAAUGCUCAAAUACUUUUACAGAUCAUUUUCUUGCCUUUGUACCUGAGUUGCAUAUCUUAGACCCACUUUUGCUCAACUUUAAAUACAAAUGUCAUCAUUGAAUACAACAUUGUUUUAAUUGGAAGAGAAAUGUGUGCAAUUGUGUUCACUGUUUCCAGCAAUCAGUGUCAUACCAUGUACUAGGGAAAGAUCUAGGCAAUGGGGACUAAGUUAUAUGAUUUUUUACAAUAUUGUGGACAUGCAAAUAUUCCCAAUGGUGGAACAAGCUCCCCCACGAUGCCAGGACAGCGGAGUCACUGACCAACUUCCAGAGACACUUGAAACCCUACCUCUUUAAGGAAUACCUGGAAUAGUAUAACAGUAAUCCUUCUACCCCCCUCCCCCACCCCCCAUAAAUAUUAUUUUUUUAAAGGUGGUUGUCCCGCUGGCUGUCCUAAGUUCAAUGCACCAAUUUGUAAGUCGCUCUGGAUAAGAGCGUCUGCUAAAUGACUUAAAAAUGCAAAGAUGGGACCUUCCAUUAUAGAGCUUUGAUGUGGAUUGAGGCCUAUACAUUCAUAUCAGCUGUGUUCUUCUGUUGUAUUCACCUUUUCUUAUUUCUAUUGUGGAUUGUGUUUCUGUGCGCCAAUGAAAAGUCUACAAAACAAUGAGCAAACCAACCUUUUGUAUUGAAUACAUGGAAUUGGAUUGUGAUGAUACCGAUGGAUGAAUCCUGCACACAAUGUGCUUAUUCUUUUCCACUUUUUAUCAGGAAUAAUAUUUGAUUUGAUUUAUAUGAAAUUGUUUAGUCAAAUAUGCAUAAAAGGAGAGUAAUUGCCCAUAAUUCUACACCUUUGGAUAGUUGUAUUUCCAAUGUUGAUCAUCAUGAUUAAGUGACUGCAAAUAAAAUGUAUUGAUCUAUUGGGAUUCUAAAAAGACAGACUAACUUUCUGUUUUGUGUGCUUGGACUCAAGAGAUAUUUUUUCAGGCAGUCGUGUUCUUUUUAUUAAUGUUUUUGCAGUUUUGAUGGUGGGAUAAUUUUUAUGAAUGUACUGUAUUCAUGUUUUGAGAAGGCAACUACAUUUUGAAAGUGCAUUUACUGUUUUGCAAAAGGACACAGAGAUUCUGUGUCUUGUCGACUCUGUUUUGAAAAUCAACAAAAUUGUUCCAAGAAAUGCUUGUACGCGAUUGAGAAAAACGGUAUUAUGUGAAAUGCUGGAGUUCAUCUUCUGCAAUUCCUGUUAAUGGACCAUAUUCAAUAUACAUGUCAUAUUUAUAUAAUGUCAAGUAUCGUAAGUAUCAUCUCACUACACCUGAUCCUUAUGCUCCUGUUUUCAGGAGGGGAGGAUUCGUGUCACAUUGUUGGCACGCAGCACAGACUACCGUAAGAUAUUAAACCAGGAGGAGGUGAGUCCAGUCUGAGGCAGCACUGCCCACUCUCUGCUCCUUUCCUUCCUCCCUCCCUCCAUUGAUUUACUGCCUCCUCCAGCUCUUAACUGGCCGUUUAAAAUCUUAUUUCAACUGGCGGAGUAAAAUACCUGUGAUUUAUGCGGCCAGUGUCUGUGUUUGUUCCUCUCAUUGAUCAGAGAAUGCAUCUCACUGUGUUCAUACAGCUCAUAAAUGCCCUGAAGACCGUGCCUUUACUCGAGGUCAGAGUGGUGGAUUACAAAUACAAGUGAGUGUGAAAAGUUUGUAUUCUUUAGACGCAUAUAAAGGGGAGUAUUGGUGGAGGAAUCAUAUGGUACUGCUGGAGGACCUAAGGCUGCAGCACAAAGGGAAUUGAGUAACAGGUGUAUUUUAUUGUCUGACACCUCUAUUAGAGUGGGGUAAAUAUUGAAUGUACAGUGAAUGGUAUAGUAUGUUGGAGUGAAGUCAGUAGGGGCAUUAUGAGUUAAGUAGUAAGUUAAAUAAUUUAGCAUUUGAUGUGAGGGCUGCAGGUGCUAGGUGUGUGACAUCUAUCUAUCAGUCUAUCUGUCUUUUCUUGUCUUGUCUGUAGGGAUGUCCCGUUCCUGGAACAGCUCAGGAUUACCCACAACUCUGACAUCUUCAUCGGGAUUCAUGGGGCGGGACUUACUCACCUGCUCUUCCUCCCUGAUUGGGCCGUCAUCUUUGAGCUGUGAGUGACACUGUUCAGUCUGCCUGUGUGUGUCUAAAACAGCUUUAUGUCUUUGGGUUUUUCUGUGUCUGUGUAUCUGUCUGUUCCACUGGAUCCUUGUCUGUCUGUCCCUCCAUGCUCUGUGGACGGUGUAGUACGGGCGAACAGGGCAGAGCGCUCCCUGUGCCGUUUGUGCUGGAUAUAGUGAUAUCUGUGUGAUGGGUCUGGCAGCGUGCUGUGCUCUGUAAGAGCUGUUAGCCCUUAGCCAUUAAGUGCAGCAGUGAAAUACGGCCUAAUUAAACAGGCAUUCCUCAGGCAGGGCCAGGCAGGGCUGGGAGGCAUACUGAGAGAAGAGAGCAAGAGCAGGAGAUAAAGUGUCUGCAGCUGUUCUCCACAGAUAUAACUGUCAGGAUGAGAGCUGCUAUCGAGAUCUGGCUCGGCUGCGGGGGAUCCAAUAUGCGACUUGGCAAAAAAGGGACAAAGUGCUCCCAGAAGAUAAGGUGGGAAACUCUAGUGCCGCUCCUGCCACCUCCACCUAACUCACUGCCCCAGAUCCCCAGAGACACCUUACCAAUCCUCACCUGUAGCUGCAGCAUGUAUCACCAGACUCAUCUGUCAUUUUUAUUUUAGUAUAUACACUCACGUUGCCUCGCACACACACUCACAAAUCGCAGACCUGCAGUGCAGUGUUCAUAAAGACUGAAAGACUCUUUCUUUCACUCUCCCCCCCCCCCCCCCCCCCCCCCCCCCCACACCUCACACACAGGGUCACCAUCCCUCCCUGGGGGAGCAUCCUAAGUUCACCAACUACUCCUUUGACGUGGAGGACUUCAUGCGUCUGGUGCUGGAAGCAGCAGACUACGUCCUGAACCACCCCAAGUGGAAGCCCCAGCCCAGGCGUGAUGAA
Molecule: messenger RNA, 9141 nt
Organism: Coregonus sp. 'balchen'
Lineage: Eukaryota; Metazoa; Chordata; Actinopteri; Salmoniformes; Salmonidae
Source: the annotation of a GenBank genome assembly